AUGGUUCCAGCUUGUUCCUCGUCUCGGUGGGGCUCCACUUUGUGGACUCUCUCUGUCUGGAUUUUCGUGUCCCUCGCACCCGUCUCGCGCAGUGUCGGCCCGGUCACAGUUCCGACUCUGGUGGAGGCGUUUCGUGCGUUUGCCCCGUCCUCCUCCUCGCUCGUUUCGAAUAUCUCCCACGCCACCGAACCUCGCUCGACAGCGCGUUCUUCUGGUUCGCCGCAGGCAACCGUUGUGCGCAUGACGAGGUGUAUAAAUUCCUCCCCCGCGCGCGGCCGCGGCCGUUUGCAGAAUCGCGUGCUCGAUAGCUCAGAGUCGUCCCUGUGGGCUGCUCGCCGAGGCUUCGUUGGUGGAAACUGGAAGUGCAACGGCACAACAGAGAAGACCGCAGAAAUUGUCGACAUGCUGAAUUCAUCCGCAGUCUCCCUUCACCAAGUAGAAGUGGUUGUCGCGCCUCCCAGCCUUUUCAUUUCGCAAGUCCAAGAAACUCUGAAAAACCCUGGGGUGCAAGUCGCCGCUCAGGAUUCUUCCACGCAACAAGGUUAUGGCGCCUUCACCGGAGAGUUGUCGCCGAAGAUGAUCAAGGAGAAAAACGUUCCGUGGGUGGUGCUCGGCCACAGCGAGCGCCGCGCAGGCUUUGGCGGCCAGCCGGGGGAGUCAAACGAGGUUGUGGCGAGGAAGGUUCGAGCUGCGCUGGACGAAGGCCUCAAAGUCAUUCUGUGUGUGGGCGAGACGCUAGAGCAGCGUGAGAGCGGCGCGACGCAGAAUGUUCUGAGCGAGCAGCUCGAGGCCGUGCGAAAGGUGAUGCCGAACGACACGGAGUGGCAGUCAAUCGUCAUCGCCUAUGAGCCCGUGUGGGCCAUCGGGACCGGCAAGACCGCCACCCCGGCCUUGGCGCAAGACACGCAUCGGGAUAUUCGUCGCUGGCUAGCUAGAUCGGUGUCUCCGGAGGUGGCUGAGAAGGUCCGCCUGAUCUACGGCGGAUCUGUCAAGGGAGGCAACGCCAAGGAGCUCUUUGCUGGAGAGGACGUCGACGGCUUCCUUGUCGGCGGCGCGUCUCUGACCGGCGAUUUCAGCACUAUCAUCGACGCUGCGAAAACAGACCUUUGA
Molecule: messenger RNA, 1110 nt
Organism: Besnoitia besnoiti
Lineage: Eukaryota; Apicomplexa; Conoidasida; Eucoccidiorida; Sarcocystidae
Product: triose-phosphate isomerase TPI-II
Exons: 8
Coding region: 1-1110 (369 amino acids)
Biological process (GO): glycolytic process; glycerol catabolic process; glyceraldehyde-3-phosphate biosynthetic process
Cellular component (GO): cytosol
Molecular function (GO): triose-phosphate isomerase activity
Source: RefSeq, a predicted model, not a curated record